AGGAAGGAAAAGACUCCAACCGUACUAAUUUAGCUGCGUCCUUCGCUACGUUCUUCUUCUGCAUGUUCUUUUUUCUUUUUCCCUCUUCCUUUCCUUUACCCCCCCACCGUUGCCUGACUAUCCCACCUCUCAAACUCCUCGAUCCCUUCAGUGGAAAUUAAUUCUGACUGUGUGGUUUCAUUCUUUGCCCUCGCACUUCAUGCGCUCUGACCACCGAGGAAUCCUACCGUAGCCGCUGUCACCGCAUUUCUCUCCGACGAGCCGAUUCCUUAUCUUUCUCACACAGUUCAACGAAUUGAUUGCACUGCGAUUGACCCCGAGUCGGCCCCCCUUUCCCCUCUCCCACCCAAAACCUCAAGCCCUCGACAUGGCGACACCGUUGUCAGGCGACAGCCUCGUCCCCAUGGCCGAAUCCGUACCUUUGACGUCGCGCGAAGCAGCGUCUGGACUGCUUGGCUCCAUUUCGCUCACCUGCUGGAUUUUCCUUCUUGUUCCUCAGCUCAUCGAGAACUACCGCAACGGCAACGCCGAAGCCAUCUCCCUCCUCUUCCUCUUUGUCUGGUUCGUCGGCGACAUCACCAACCUCAUCGGCGGCGCCUGGGCCGGCCUAGUCCCCGUCAUUGUCGCCAUUGCCGUCUACUUCUGUAUCGCAGACGGCGUCCUCAUCAGCCAAUGUCUGUACUAUAAGGCCCGCAACUCGCGCCAAGCCGCGGCGCGCCAUCGUCGGAGACGCUCCUCCGUGGAAACCCCGGACACGGUCACGCCCUUGCUGGGCCGACGGUUCAGCGACGCGGUCGAGCACCAUCGUCCGGUUGCGCGCCGGGCGGAGGGUUAUGUCCAGGGCAGUACCUCGGGGCCCGAAGACACUCUCGCGAAGAUCGUUGAGGAGAAUGACGUCGGUCGCAAGGCGUGGGUCAAGAAUUUCAGCAGUGUGCUGGCUAUCUGCGUCAUCGGCAUGGCGGGCUGGACCAUGGCCUGGCAGACGGGCGUCUGGAAGCCAGCCCCCAAGGAGGUGGAUGGCGGAGUGGACAUGGCACCGGGCGCGAUGGUGCUGGGAUAUAUUAGCGCGCUUUGCUAUCUGGGGUGAGUUCAUAUGCAUUCAGCAAAUUCAUGGUGUUGGCAGUUUGGGGGUUGUAGUUGUUGGGAGGGAAAAUUUGGGUGCUAACAAACAACAGUGCGCGUCUGCCGCAGAUCUAUAAGAACUACUGCGAAAAGUCAUGCGAGGGACUUUCACUUCUGUUCUUCAUCCUUUCCCUCAUGGGAAAUCUGACUUAUGGCGCUGGG
Messenger RNA from Aspergillus aculeatinus CBS 121060, 1284 nucleotides. Its product is annotated as PQ-loop repeat-containing protein. The record is from RefSeq and is a predicted model, not a curated record. Gene Ontology annotation, biological process: basic amino acid transmembrane export from vacuole. Lineage: Eukaryota; Fungi; Ascomycota; Eurotiomycetes; Eurotiales; Aspergillaceae. Gene Ontology annotation, cellular component: fungal-type vacuole membrane. The transcript has 3 exons. Bases 368 to 1087 code for a protein of 239 amino acids.